Messenger RNA from Cynoglossus semilaevis (tongue sole), 1478 nucleotides. It is a transcript of the gene leap2, whose product is annotated as liver-expressed antimicrobial peptide 2. Bases 571 to 879 code for a protein of 102 amino acids. The transcript is spliced from 3 exons. Lineage: Eukaryota; Metazoa; Chordata; Actinopteri; Pleuronectiformes; Cynoglossidae. Gene Ontology annotation, biological process: antimicrobial humoral immune response mediated by antimicrobial peptide; defense response to bacterium. The record is from RefSeq and is a predicted model, not a curated record.
CAACACAGAGAAAAAAAAUGGUCUGGGCCACACAGCUGCUCUUAUCUGACCCACAUGCUGCACUCAAAUUGGUCUUUAUGUGUCCAGAAUAUGGGCCACAUCUCACAGGUUUUGUUGUUUUGUUGACCCUGACAGACACAUACCACCCAUGCCUGGUAUCUGGAGUGAAGACCACAUUCUUAUUGGAGGAGAAAUAAUGAGGAAGAAGAAGAAGAAGAACAAAAACAUAAGUAGAAGAAUGAGAGGAAUAAGAAGGAGGAGAAGAAGAAAACUCCUCCUCCCUUUAGCACUCCCUCUCCUGGACUUUAUAAAGACCAGCUCUGACUUCACUGCUGCUUUGACUCUUCACUCCCUGAAUCACACCAGGAUCCCUCCAGGAUUUUCAGGUUCCUCCAGGAUUUUCAGGUUCCUCCAGGAUCUUCAGGUUCCUCCAGGAUCUUCAGGUUCCUUCGGGACACGGUGGUUCCUGUAGAAUCUGAAGACUUGUCUGAAGACUUGGUGUGAAGUUUUUGUUUUGUUCCAGUUUUUUUGCGGCUUACUUUUCCACACAUCGACAAACAGUUGUAGAAAAUGCAGCUAACAACAGUUUGCAGCCCCCGAGGAUCAGCAGCAGUUUUUCUGAUCCUGGUUCUACUGACGUGGAGUCAACAGGUGUCUUCAGGACCACUGGCGUCUGAGACAAAGUCCAGCCCAGACCUCGGGCUGGACUCCAGGCCCCAGGUUCACAGAGUGGCACGGAUGACGCCGCUGUGGAGGAUCCUGAACAGCAAACCCUUUGGUGCCUACUGUCAGAACAACUAUGAGUGUUCUACUGGGAUCUGCAGGGCGGGACACUGUUCGGCCAUCCAACGCUCACAGUCUGGUGCUGUAAAAUCUUAAAUCAAUCUCCAACAAAUCCUCAUCGUGUCCUCGGUACAACCUCAUCACGAUGUCAUCAAAUCCUCAUCGCAUCACCGUCAAAUCUCACCGGACUCUCAUCGAAUCAUCAUAAUCAAAUCCUCAUUUCAUUCUCAUCAAAACCUCAUGUCCUCCUUAAAUCCUUUGCACAUCAGGACUCUGUUACAUCUUCAUCUCAUCCUCAUCAAAUCACCACAGACCACAACCAAAGAAUUUGACCCUUGAAUACCAUCACAGAAAAUUGACUCACAUUAUAAGAAAAAAAGAAGAAAAAACAAAAAGGAAAACAACAAACACCACAAAUAUGCUGAACAUUCAACAUCAAUGAAUGUUAUCAUGAAUAGUUUAUAUUUAAAGGGAACAUCAGUGAAGGAUACUUUUAUAAUUUGUCCAAAUAAACACGUUUGUGACAGAUUAAUUUUUAUUUCACUAUAUAUAUGUUUGUUUUUCUCUGAGAUGUUUUAGUGUUGUUCUUAAGUAUUGCAGUAGAAAAUGCACUUUUAUACAGAAUUGUCGUUGUACUGUUUCCUCUCUCUGUUCAAUGUACUGUCAAAACUAAUUAAAGCAGAAAAGAAACGAAA